Messenger RNA from Gekko japonicus, 1446 nucleotides. RefSeq names its product ATP synthase, H+ transporting, mitochondrial F1 complex, alpha subunit 1, cardiac muscle (gene ATP5F1A). Gene Ontology annotation, molecular function: proton-transporting ATP synthase activity, rotational mechanism; ATP binding; ADP binding. The annotation marks the transcript as partial. The transcript has 9 exons. The record is from RefSeq and is a predicted model, not a curated record. NCBI's taxonomy places the organism in Eukaryota, Metazoa, Chordata, Lepidosauria, Squamata, Gekkonidae. Gene Ontology annotation, biological process: proton transmembrane transport; proton motive force-driven ATP synthesis.
GUGUCCCGAAAUGCUUUGGGCGCAUCGUUCGUUGCGACAAGGAACCUCCAUGCCUCCAAAGCGGGCCUGCAGAAAACUGGCACUGCUGAAGUAUCAUCUAUCCUUGAGGAACGCAUUCUUGGUGCUGAUACCUCUGCCGAGCUGGAAGAAACGGGGCGCGUUCUCUCCAUUGGUGACGGUAUCGCCCGCGUGUACGGCCUGCGGAAUGUUCAGGCGGAAGAAAUGGUUGAGUUUUCUUCUGGGCUGAAGGGUAUGUCCCUGAACUUGGAACCUGACAACGUUGGUGUUGUCGUGUUUGGUAACGACAGACUGAUUAAGGAAGGGGACAUUGUGAAGAGGACGGGAGCCAUUGUGGAUGUCCCAGUGGGUGAAGAGCUCUUGGGUCGUGUCGUAGACGCCCUGGGUAACGCCAUUGAUGGAAAGGGUCCCAUCGCUUCCAAGAUACGGAGGAGGGUUGGCCUGAAGGCCCCUGGGAUCAUUCCACGGAUCUCUGUGCGUGAGCCCAUGCAGACCGGCAUCAAGGCCGUUGACAGUUUGGUACCCAUUGGCCGUGGCCAGCGUGAGUUGAUCAUUGGAGACAGGCAGACCGGGUAAGAAACGUCCGCCGUGGCCUACCGCCAGAUGUCCUUGCUGCUGCGUCGACCCCCCGGCCGAGAGGCCUACCCCGGUGAUGUGUUCUAUCUCCACUCCCGUCUCCUGGAGCGCGCGGCCAAAAUGAACGACUCCUUCGGUGGCGGUUCUCUGACUGCCCUCCCCGUCAUCGAGACUCAAGCCGGCGACGUGUCGGCCUACAUUCCGACGAACGUCAUUUCGAUCACUGAUGGGCAGAUCUUCUUGGAAACUGAACUGUUCUACAAAGGUAUCCGCCCAGCCAUCAACGUCGGCCUGUCCGUAUCGCGUGUCGGUUCUGCUGCCCAGACGAGGGCCAUGAAGCAGGUGGCUGGAACCAUGAAGCUGGAACUGGCUCAGUACCGCGAAGUGGCCGCUUUCGCGCAGUUCGGCUCCGACCUGGACGCGGCCACUCAGCAGCUGCUCAACCGCGGUGUGCGUCUGACUGAGCUCCUCAAGCAAGGGCAGUACGUUCCCAUGGCCAUCGAAGAACAGGUCGCCGUCAUCUAUGCCGGAGUGCGGGGUUACCUGGACAAGCUGGAGCCCAGCAAGAUCACCAAGUUCGAGAAGGCUUUCCUCGCCCACGUUCUGAGCCAGCAUCAGGCCCUCCUCUCCACGAUCAGGACUGACGGGAAGAUCUCUGAACAAACAGAUGCCAAGCUGAAGGAGAUAGUGACAAGCUUCCUGUCUACCUUCGAAGGAUAAAACUGUUCGCCCGGCUGUUUUUGUCCGUGACUGCUGAUAGCACUCUGGUUCCAAUUGUCCCCCCAGAGACUUUAAAAAGAUGUGUGAGUUGUCUGUACAGAUCUUGAGAAUUAAAAGUUCUACAUACAGAAA